CCAUCCCGUAGGGAUAAGGAUUGUGAUUGAGAUAUUAGUAUCAAAUCACUCUCGUAUCUAUUUGGUUGCAUAGCAACGUUAACAUUACGUGGCGUUGCUUGAAUCUGAGUUCAUUAUCUUAGUCUUUUCACACUUGUCAAAAAUAUCUGUCAAUUAAUAAAUUGUAUGCUAUUUUAAUUCCCUGAAUAGUAUUGUACUCCCAUGACUUGUUUUGAAAGAAAGUUGCUGUUCUCAAAAGUUUUAAAGAAAGUUUCAGAAAUAUUUUGCAUAUAAUUUCUUCUUAGUUUUGGGAGAAUUCUUACCAUAGGUCAUCAUGCCUCUAACAAAUGAAAUUGUUGUUGUUACUGGUUCAAGUGGCUUCUUAGGUCAGCACAUUGUAAAGCUUUUGCAAGAAAACGAUGCAGAAUGUGGCGAGAUACGAUUAUUUGAUAAGCGGCCCUAUGUGAACCAUUUGGGUCAUAAGGAGACAAAACCUAUGAAACACUAUAUUGCUGAUGUUAGAGAUAUGGAUGCUCUUUCAGAAGCAUUAACUGGUGCUGAUUCUGUAAUUCAUGCUGCUUCAGUUGUUGACACAAGUUUGUUUCCAAAUGUUGAGGACAUGGUUUCUACAAAUAUGGAAGGUACUCGGAAUAUUAUUGAAACUUGUAUUCAAAAAAAUGUAUCCCGCUUAAUUUUUGCUAGUACUACUGAUAUGGUUUGUGGUUCCGAACAUAUUUUUUAUGGAACUGAAUCCACCACUCCAAUUCCUACGAGUUUCAUGAUUGGAAAGUAUGGUGAAACCAAGUGUCAAGCUGAAAAGCUUGUAUUGGAAGCUAGCGGAAAAUUGUUAGCGAAUGGAGAAAGAACUCUUCGCACUAUAUCCCUCCGUCCCGUACCUCUAUAUGGUGAACAAGAUAAGCAUUUUAUUUACAAAGUUUUGAAGUACAUCAAGAAGAAUAAUUCUUAUUAUCUCAGAGUUCGAAGUCUAGACGAGCGUUUGCAAAUCUGUUAUGUUGGCAAUGCUGCUUGGGCUCAUAUCAGAGCUAAAAGUAGACUUGCUGAGGAUGAAACCGUUUCUGGUGAAGCCUUUUUUAUUACUGAUGAUACUCCUAUCAUAGACAUUCAUGAACAUAUAAGAUCAUAUGCUGAAGCAAGGCACUUCAAAGUGAGUGGUUUUGUAUUUCCAUACUGGCUGGCUUGGAUUAUUCUCUCUUUGAUCUAUCUGUUAAUACAUGCUGUUAACAUAUUUGUUCGAUUUGAUGUUGAUAUACCCAAUGUAAACCAAUUAAAUUAUAUGUGCUCUACAUUCUUUUUCAAUCGUAGUAAAUCUACCCUUCGUCUCGACUAUCAACCUAUAUAUAGUCCAGAGAUGGCUCAUGAUUUGGCCUUUCAGUACUACAAAAGCGUUGAAUUAUGAAUAUCAUUGAAAUCAUGAUGGCUUUGGAAAAUUUUUACAUUACUUAUGGAAAAUCACAAUAAUUUUUUUCUUACUUAAUAGUAUUAUAAUGUCAUUUUAAAAAAAUAUCUUAAAAUAUGGAUUCCAGUAGUGAAGAGUUAUUUGUAUUUAUUGAACUCUUUAAUAUUAGGCGUUUAUUCAUGAAUUUAAAUAAUUGUAAUGGAUAUUGAAGGGCUUUUUUUUUUUACUAAUCAUUAUGUCUUUGUUUAAUUACUGAUGUUAUGUUUUCCUUUCAACAUUUUUUUCCUUGUUCUUCAGAAAUAUUUUUCUACUAUGAAUAAAUCACUAAUUUAUGUAUUUUUAUACUGUGAAUUUUAUAAAACUGAUGUAUUCAAGUAUUGUUUAACCAAAUAAAAUCUAGAAAAUGUUCGCAAAGUAUAUUUUUAAGUGUGGCAUUUGAUGUAAUAUCAGAUGAAUUUUAGCUUACAGAAUUUGUUUUAUUUAAGUAAAAGUAUAUAACUUGUCGUCUAAAAAUGUGUUUAUAAAAAAUUGUUCUAUUAAUAUAGCAAUAUUUAGGAAUUGGAAAUGGAAUUUGUGAAUAAUUGAUAUUUUCGUGCAUUGUCUAUGCACAUAGAAAUAUUGCAUGUGCAGGGAAAUGUUAUAAAUAUGUUAACUAUAUUUCAUGCUGGUUAAACCUCUUGUUAUAUUAUAUUUUUGUAUUUAUAUAUACUAAUAAAUGAUUUCAUAAUUUUCUA
Argiope bruennichi is the source of this 2130-nucleotide messenger RNA. Its product is annotated as 3 beta-hydroxysteroid dehydrogenase/Delta 5-->4-isomerase type 3-like. NCBI's taxonomy places the organism in Eukaryota, Metazoa, Arthropoda, Arachnida, Araneae, Araneidae. Gene Ontology annotation, molecular function: 3-beta-hydroxy-Delta5-steroid dehydrogenase (NAD+) activity. The transcript has 6 exons. The coding region runs from base 314 to 1396 and encodes 360 amino acids. The record is from RefSeq and is a predicted model, not a curated record. Gene Ontology annotation, biological process: steroid biosynthetic process.